GAAAGGAUGCACCGUGGAAAAGCUUGGACUUUGGAGAAAAACAACAAACCCUUACCUACAUUCGCUGGUUACCACGCCCGUUGUUGCUGCGCUUGCGAAUCUUGUGCAGCAAACGUUCGGUGCUUCGUUGUUUACCGUAGUGAUUAGCCUCACGCACCAAGCGAGCGAUCCGCACCCGUCAGUGUUUUAUCACAUAACUCUCGCUACAUUACUCAACUUCACGACCCGUCCACAAGACGCGGGAGGAGCACAGCGUUGUGAAAAGGGCGACUAAUCAAACUUCAAUCUUAAUCUCGUAGCCAGCAUAAUGUCGAACUACCGUCCCCGAGGAGCAAUUGCCAAAGUAUUUUUUGACCGUAUUCACAACGACGAUGUUAUACAGCAGAUUGAUAUGACCACGUGGUACACUAUGGGGAAAUUGCCUCGCAAAUAUGGAGCUCUGUACCAUCACCUGAAUGGUCCGGACGAGCUAACUCUCGAGUGGUUGGAACGAUCGAAAAAAACAUCCGGCCGUUUCUGGUUGCAGCUGUGCCACGAAGUAGCCAAACUAUUCCUCAACAUGUUCAUGACCCAGACCGAUAUCAAUGGUUUCCUGAAGCGUGGCUCCAUGUUCAUUCUAUCCGAGAUGCAGUUCGACGAAUUUCUUACGGCCGGAGGGUUCUUCCAGCAUCGCGACCGGCAAUCAGCGUUGAAUGUGUGUGACAUUGGUGCAGGCGAUGGAGAGGUAACGUUACGUUUAGUGCACACCUUGCAGCAAAAACGCAGUUGGCAGGUUACAACCUACGCUACCGAAUCUAGCUGGACGAUGAGAAACCGGCUGAAUGAGAAAAAUUUCAUCGUGCUGGAAACUCUAAACCAAAUUCAUCAAGCAGAUCUCAUCGUGUGUUUUAACGUGCUUGAUCGAUGCUUCGAUCCACAUGUUAUGCUAAGUGAUAUUUACGAAUCGUUAGACCGGACGGGAUUCGCAUUGAUCGCGUUGGUGUUACCAUACAGCCACUACGUCGAGAAAAAUUCCAGCCACCUACCCUUAAGAACACUGUUGGAACCGUGGCCCCCAGAGAAGCGGCUCACCGUGGAAGAAGAGCUGGAAAUGUUCUUCGAUGUGCUGCAGUCGGUAGGCUUCAAAAUACGGACCUGGACCAAAGCGCCGUACCUGUGCGAAGGUGACCUGCGCCAGUCAUUCUACUGGCUAACGGACUACGUUGUAUUGUGUUCAAAAUAAAUGUGCAAUCAUUCCAGUUAACGACAAAAGCAAAAGAGCCAACGCCCGACAGACGGUUCUUUCGUAUCCUGUUGAUGAUAUCACGUGCACGGGUCACGGCCGGUCGUUAUCGCGUACGAAAACAAAUGCAUCUGGAAAAGGUUAAU
Anopheles moucheti is the source of this 1368-nucleotide messenger RNA. RefSeq names its product protein-L-histidine N-pros-methyltransferase. The transcript has 6 exons. Bases 308 to 1222 code for a protein of 304 amino acids. Lineage: Eukaryota; Metazoa; Arthropoda; Insecta; Diptera; Culicidae. The record is from RefSeq and is a predicted model, not a curated record. Gene Ontology annotation, molecular function: protein-L-histidine N-pros-methyltransferase activity.